Ilex paraguariensis (yerba mate) is the source of this 1449-nucleotide messenger RNA. The record is from the annotation of a GenBank genome assembly. Lineage: Eukaryota; Viridiplantae; Streptophyta; Magnoliopsida; Aquifoliales; Aquifoliaceae.
AUGGUAUCUUUCAGACUCUCUUAUCAAUGGCUUCUUCUUUUCUCUUUCCUACUCUUCUCCACCUCCAUAUCUGCAAGAAAACUUUCAGAGGACCCAAACACCGAUGUUUCAGAUGACUUCAGAACUUUUUUUUAUACCCAAACACUUGAUCAUUUCAACUACAGACCGGAAAGUUACACCACUUUUAAACAAAGAUAUGUGAUCAAUUCCAAAUACUGGGGUGGUGCCAAUGAAAGUGCACCAAUCUUUGUUUAUUUGGGUUCAGAAGCGCCUCUAGAUAGAGAUCUUAAUAGUAUUGGUUUUCUCACAGACAACGCUGCUCAUUUCAAAGCUCUCCUUGUCUAUAUUGAGCAUCGGUUCUAUGGGAAAUCAAACCCAUUAGGGUCAAUAGACAAGGCAAUAGAAAAUGAGGAAAUGCGAGGAUAUUUUAACUCGGCUCAGGCUCUAGCAGAUUAUGCUGAAGUGCUGUUAUAUCUCAAGAAAAAAUUGCAUGCUCAGAAUUCUCCCGUCAUCGUGGUCGGUGGAUCUUAUGGUGGAAUGUUGGCUGCAUGGUUUCGGCUAAAGUAUCCACACAUCACUCUUGGUGCUCUUGCAUCUUCGGCUCCUAUUCUCUACUUCAAUGAUAUCACUCCACAGAAUGGGUUCUAUUCAGUUGUCACCAAGGAUUUCAAGGAUGCGAGUGAGAGUUGUUACGAAACAAUACAAAAAUCAUGGUCCGAAAUUGAUAAAGUUGCUUCUAAGCCCAAUGGCCUCUCAAAUCUCAGGCAGAGAUUCAAGACUUGCUCGACCUUAAAGGAUUCUUCUGAGCUCAAGGCCUACCUAGAUUCAAUAUACUCUCAAGCAGCUCAAUAUAAUGCGCCACCAAGAUAUCCAGUCACAGGAAUCUGCCGUGGCAUUGACGGAGAAUCAGAAGGAACUGACAUUCUUGGCCGGAUAUUCGCCGGCGUUGUUGCUAAUAAAGGGGAGAGGUCAUGUUAUGACAUAAAUGAAUACAAGUAUCCUAGUGAAACCAAGAUGGGGUGGGCUUGGCAGCAAUGCAGUGAAAUGAUGAUGCCCAUUGGUCGUGGGGUCGACGAUACUAUGUUCCCGCCAGAACCUUUCAAUUCAAACAGUUUCAUCGAGGAUUGCAAGAGCAUGUUUGGUGUCGUACCUCGACCUCAUUGGGUUUCAACCUAUUAUGGAGGCCAAGAUAUAAAAUUGGUUCUCAAAAGAUUUGCCAGCAACAUAAUUUUCUCCAAUGGAUUGAAAGAUCCUUAUAGUAGUGGAGGGGUUUUGGAGGAUAUAUCGGAUAGUAUACUUUCCGUUCAAACCGUUGAUGGAUCCCAUUGCUUGGAUAUACUUAAAGCAAGGGAAAUUGAUCCCCACUGUCUUUUGGGUCUUGAAAGUUUUGAGUUUCUUCCCAUUUGGAAGCUCUACACAAUGGCCGGCACUGGACCUGAUGAAUUCUAA